CUAAAUAAAAUUAGUUGCAAUGCGUUUUUCAUUAAGAGAAUCCAAGUCCAAAAGUAUCUCACUCAUACUAUUUGGCUACUCGGCCAUCUUCGUGAAUGUUUAGAAUUUCCCUGUCAUUGGUAUUAUUGAUUCGCAGUCGUUUGGAAUAGAUCUAGGCCUAGCUUAGUCUGCAAACUGCAAAGUGCUAAUACCCGCUGGAGUGGUACUGGUAGAGAACCGAAGAUGCUGUAACUAACGUGGCUUUAAAUUGUCCUGCAUUGCUGUAUGUUCUGUCUUGAGAGGGUCAUUGGGGGAGCAGGAUGGCUCUGCAGAAAUUCAAAUUCAAAUGGAUUGAGCACUUCAAUUCCAUUUGGGUUGAGGAAGACUGUGAAAGCUUGACCUUGAAGGAGGACCUCGAUGAGCUUUAUGAACGCCUCAUCACCAACAAGGAGAUUGUCCACAUACCCCCACAAGCUAUCUUUUUAAAGGGUUCAGUGCUGCCAGACUUCAGUUCUGCUUCUGAUGCUUUCAGUGUUGAUGAACAGGAACAUUUGCUUGAUUCCCUGUUGUCAAACCAGUUGUUCUUGGCAGAGGUUGUAAGCAGCAACACUCCAUUUGCUCAGGUUUUGUUAAAAAGGGUGCUAGUGCUCCAGAGGAUCUAUUAUGCGACAUCACAAAAGUAUCACGCCAUCCUUGAGACACCCGCAGUCUCCCAAGCUGCCUCCAAUGAAAGCAAAAAGGGCCAAGGGUCAGAGCAUUCGGAGAGCCUUUGUCCAUCUGGCAGCGAUGCCCUCAUCAAGAUUGGUGUCAAGACUGGCCUCAGCAUGCUGUUCUCUUUGUUCCACCAAAAUUGGGCACUGGCUGCAGCAUCUGGGCAGAUGUCUUCCUGCAACGAUGUCCUAGUCACAGCCUUGGAUGUUGUUUCUUCUUUGCCGCCAUUAUCCCUGGCAAAUGAGAACAAGCUCACAUCUCUUGGCACAGAGUCCCUGAAUGCAGUGACCCAGUUUCUCCGCUUGGCUGCCACUCCUCAGUCUGGGGCCGAUCUUAACGGUCAACAGUUGGCAUCGCAGCUGAUGCUGUCACUGGCUAUGCAGCGUGGUCUACUACAUCACUUGCUAGGUUGGGUUGACUUGGCUCUGCAUGCAUCUGCAACAGCUCAAGGAGAGCAGAAACGUGGGGCUGGGUCUAAGUAUGGAAGGCUCAGCACCACGUUUUUCAGGGCACUUUUAGCCCAAAUGAUUCAGAAGACGGGUGGUGCAACACGUGUUCCUAGAACGACACUCUCAAUUGAUGAAGAUGGAACCUCACCAAUGUAUGAGGCAGCCAUGUUUUUGAUGGAAGAGCUCCACUCAGCAGCAGAGGAGUAUACAAAUACUGGUAAUAGCCCUACGACAGGCUGCAGCUCUGGAACUGUGCCAGGCAGCCACAAGCCGGGACAGAGUCAUCCAUCAGAUGUCUACAUCUGGGGCAGUAACAGCAGUCACCAGCUGGCUGAGGGGAACCAGGAAAAAAUACUUACACCAAAACUGACAUCUAUCUUUGCUGAGUGUCAACAAGUGGAAGCUGGCCAGUUCUGCUCAUUCCUCCUGCACCCUGAUGGCAGUGUGAGUGCUUGUGGGAAGGGAAGCUAUGGCCGUCUGGGCCUUGGAGACUCCAAUAAUCAGACCACCCCUCGCAAACUAGCCUUUGACCCACCCAGGGUGGUGAAGAAGAUUUCAUCCUCCAAAGGGUCUGAUGGUCACACCUUGGCUCUUACCACAGAAGGAGAACUCUUCAGCUGGGGAGAUGGUGAUUAUGGUAAGCUGGGUUUGGGUGGAAACCACACACAAAAGUUCCCAAAAAUUAUCCAAGGUCCACUAGCUCAAAAGGUGGUGAAGUGCAUGUCAGCUGGCUAUAGACAUAGUGCUGCUGUUACAGUGGAUGGAGAGUUGUACACUUGGGGUGAAGGGGAUUACAUGCGAUUAGGCCACGGGGACAAAACCUCCCGAAAUUUACCAAAGCAAGUGAAGGAGAUUGGCCCAGUGGGUCAAGUGGCUUGUGGCAGCUCUCACACAUUGGCCCUGUCUCAGGACGGGAAGACAGUCUGGUCUUUUGGAGGAGGGGACAGUGGUAAACUUGGUCACGGAGACACAAACCGUCAAGCAAAACCUGCUGUUAUUGAGGCAUUGCGUGGUCUUUACGUGAGGAAAGUUGCCUGCAGUAGCCAGUCUUCUCUUGCUUUGACCUCCACUGGACAGGUGUAUGCUUGGGGCUGUGGCUCUUGCUUAGGGUUUGGGUCUGCUGAUUUCACGGCAAUGACCCCAAAGCUGAUUGAAGACCUCCAGGGCACUCGCAUCAUGGACAUCACCUGUGGUGACAGUCACUGCCUUGCAUUGUCUCAUGACAAUGAAGUGUUUGCCUGGGGCAACAAUGCCAUGGGUCAAUGUGGCCAAGGUCAUGCUCAGAGUCCGGUGACCAGACCCCGCAAGGUCAUUGGUUUAGAAGGAGCACACAUUCAGCAAAUUUCUGCUGGAACUUCACACAGUGUGGCAAUCACAGCCCUACCCUAUGACAGGCAAGUUAUCGCAUGGCAUCGCCCUUUCUGUGUAGAUCUUCAAGAGGCAACGUUUGCUGUCCUCAACACAUUCCUGGAACGCUACUGUGAUGGUUUUGAUGCUGAGGAACCUCCCUUGCCUUUUGCUAGUCAUGUGCAACACCAACAGUUUGUCCUGCUGUGCCUGCGCCUGUUGUCCUCUCACCUGUCACUGGCUCUGACAUGUGGUCUGGGCAGUGAAGUGCUUGGUAGCCAGACUAAGCCUCUGAGGAAUCUGUUGUUCAGACUCGUAGAUACCAACACACCCGAACCCAUCCAAAAAGCUGUGGCCGAGACAUUGUCAAUAGGAGCUUCGCUUCUCCUCCCACCGCUACGCGAAAGAAUGGAAUUGCUGCAUUCUUUGUUACCCCAAGGGCCUGGCUGCUGGGAGUCGCUGACCAGGGGACAGCGCAUGCAGCUCGGCAUCAUCUUGACAAGCUUGCAGGACAAUCAACACAUAGCCGCCCUGCUGGGCCUGGCACAGAAUCAGCCGUCCGACUUUCCCGCUGAGACUGGUGGCGAUGCAGCCUUUGAUCUCCAGCUGGCUGAGCUGCUCAUGAAGACAAUCCUCAGGAACCUGGCUGCUCACACGGAAGGGGUCCUGAAUGAAUUCAGCUCAGAAGGCACACCCAAGUCCAGUGUGAAUGCAGAAUCCUCACCACCUGCCAAUCUUCAUUUGCUUUUGUCAUCUUUGCAAAAACAUUUGUUGGCCUACUGCUAUAACAAAUCGUUCUCAGAUUCAAAGCUACCAGUUGUGGUGAAGCACCUCCAUCAGCACCUGCUUCUGUUCCUGCCGGUGUGUGGAGACAUCAUCAGUCAUACUGCUUCCAUCAUCUCAACCUCUAACCUUGGAGAGGAUGUCCUUGAUCAGAUUGAAGAUGUGGUAUUCCAGUCACCAGCUGGCCGUAUGUUGAGUCACAUGCUGAAUGCGGUUCUGGUGUUGCCCCUGAGCCUGGUCAUGCCGGUGCUGCAUCAGAUACUCACUCUUUUGCCUUUGCUGGACAGACUCUGCAAGCUCCUGCCUGGUGCACGGGCCCUUGAAGACUCGGAACUAGAGUUUCAUAAAAGUGGAGGCCCAGAGGAGAGCCAGCCCCAGUGGUCCUGGCUGGUUGACCUGGAGAGGACCUGUGGUCUGGUGGUUGGCAGCUGCAUCGGCGGCAUGCUUCAUGGUCCCCCACAGGCUCCGUGCGAGAUGCACUUUGAGAUCUGGCUGAACUGUCCACUAUUCAGCAAUGGACUUAUCUCUUCGGUUCCACUCAAAAAAAUCACGUCUUUAGUGUCGGAGAUGACAGUGGAAAGCCCAGAGUCUUUGUCAAGUCUGUUUCGGGAACCUGAGCUGGAUGUAGAGACCAGAGGUCUCCUGGACAUGGCCCUAGGUGUUCACAAUGAUACUAACAGUCAUCUGCUUGCCAUGAUGCAGGAUUAUGCUUUACAUCAAGACUUGAAUACCUGUGAACUGAAAGAAGAAAAAUGGCUUGAUCUAGUGACCAAAUUUUUUCUGGCAGCUUUACUGAAGCACACAAACUUAUGGAAGCAAAUUCGGGAACAUGAUUGGCCAACUAGACAGCUGGAGUCCAUCUUUCUGACAGUGUACAAACUCAGAAGUGUGCUGGUGUCUUUCCGAGGUAGAGGCAGUGAAGAAGACUCUGACAAAACCAUUGUGGGUCAGAGGUCAGCGGACUUGAGACUUGAGCAGACUGCCAAUGAAGUCAGAGAGGAAGAAAUGGCCUCGGAGAGUCCAGAUCAGUCUAGAGAAGUGAAUCUGUUGUAUGAGAGCAUGGACCACGACUCGGACCAUGAGCAUCAUGAGACGGAUGGUGAGGAAGAAGGCCAAGAUCAUUCUCGGGGCUCUACAACAGAGAAAAAGUCUGAACUGUCAUAUGAAGAAAUCUGUUACAAGAAUCUGGAAAAAUGUAUCUUUCUUCUGCUAUGUGUUCGGCCACCACUGUCUGGUGAAUCAUCUGAUCUUCUCCAGAGCUCACGGAACGGAACUGAGGAAUUGGCAGUGGGAAGAAGAGAUGCUUCUGAUGUUUCCCCUAGAAGACAGUUAACCAGGCAAGGAAGCUUGCCAGACAUUCCAUCAGAUACCCAGGAUGAUCACAACUUGGGUCUUAGAGAAGGUUUAGCUACCCCAACACUCAACCCCUUCAAUCCUCAACAUCAGCUUGGUCCCAACCUGAACUCACUGCAAAAGGUAAAAGAGAUGCUGAGGCGGCUACGCUGGCGUCAGGAAAGGAUGGAUGCUAUGGAGCCGGGACAGGGCUGGGGAACACAGCCACAGAGCAACAUGCCUGAGAACAGACUCACAACAGACAUGCUUAGCUUCUUGUGUGGCGAGCACAGAAACAACUACGCUGAUUCCCUUGACAUAGAGCAGUUGGUGAAAGCCAUGGAAAUACAGCAGGAAAGAGCUGAGUCUCGCCUGUAUGCUUUGAAUCAAAUCAUUGAGCUGCUGAGCACAGGCAAGGGCAAAGAUGAGCCUUCGGCCAGCACCAGCUCACCCACCACCACACUGCUCAACUCGGUCCACUUGCAGCUGCUGGCUGGGUGCUUUGGUCUGCUGGUGCUCAGGUCUGAGUACACUAGUGUGUCACACCAACUUUAUCAUUACCAGGAUGGUAUUAAAGCUGCAUCUGCUCAGACUCAACAAGAAAUUCAACUGGUAGUGCACAGAAUCUAUGAAGUCCUUGUGGUCUCACUGAUUGAAAUGAUGAAAAUGGAAAAGAUUGGUGAACACACCAAGCAGCAUCUGAUGCUCUCUUCCAUCCUGGCCCUGAGUGUUAAGUACAAGCCGGUGGAUGUGUCUCUGACUGUGUCAUGUGGUCUGCCGCCCAUCCUGCUGGAUCUUUGUGCAGACAGCAGCCUGCUCACCCCGCACACUCUGCCCCCGGUGUCCACACAGCUGGAGUCUUCUCACCUCUCCACCAUUCUGGAAGUGUCCAGCGUACGCUUGCUGCAGAUCAUCGCAGUCACUGUUGGCACUUAUGCUGACCGACUCAGUACAGGUGUUGUUCAAUCAGUCAUUGAAUUGCUUUGGAAACAGUUGGACAGGCUUUUGCAGCUUAACAGUGCCUCAGAGUGGCAAAACUCUCAGAAGACUCAGGUGAGGAUGUCGGCUGUGGCUGACUUUUUGGUGUUUCUGCGUCAUGUGAUGGCGACCAGGACAGUACAGCGGAAGCUAACAGAAUGGCGCUGGGUGCACUGCCUCAUCAGACUAGCCUGUGGACAAGACAGGGAUGGCCACUCAUGUUUUGACAGUUUGAGGGUGCAAAUAUUAGCCCUUCAGCUCCUGGCUACUGUGAUGCCUGCACUAGAUUUACAGGAGGAAAAAGAGUACAAGACAAAAGUGGUGGAUCUGCUGUUCUCCAGCAUGGCCAACAUGAUGUGGAGCAUACCUAUUUCUCAAGCAGUUACCUCGGCAGAACGUUGUCGGACCCUGUUAUUCACCCAGAUGGAUCCCUUCAGAGGGAAGGCAGUCGGAGGAGGAAGGCACGGGGCAGAUGCCCACCCCAAAGGGAGCUCUUCAGUCCCAGCUUCCUCUCCCUCAUCGUCAGAGCCAGGCCUACCAACCUGUGGUCUACCAUCUCCAGAGAGUGUGGUCAUCCAGAGUGCCGUGUUCGACGUGGACCGCUGUGUGGCUUGUUCUGUGGAAGCUGGUCACACUUUGGUGCAUGGCUCAGGGGGGAGAGGCUAUGGGCUGGGCAGCACUGUCAUGACCUCGGGUUGCUACCAGUGGAAGUUCCUGAUUGUACGUGAGAACAGAGGGAAUGAAGGCACAUGUGUCGGAGUUUCUAAAUUCCCUGUUCGGGACUGCGGCCACCGCACCACAGGGGACAUGUGGUUGUACCGCGCCUACAGUGGGAAUCUGUAUCACAAUGGUGAGACCAGCUCUGCCCUGUCCAGCUUCACCCAGGGUGACUACAUCACUGUUAUACUGGACAUGGAUGCUCGCACUCUCGCCUUUGCCAAGAAUGCAGAAGAGCCAAGACUUGCCUUUGAAGAUGUUGAUGCGUCUGAGCUAUAUCCCUGUGUGACCUUCUAUAGCAGCAGCCCUGGAGAAAAGGUCAAACUGACAGACAUGCACUUGCGUGAGAGCCCCCGGGAGUUGCUGGCUGGCUCCCCUGUGUGUGCUCCGGCUGUCGCUGUCAUGGCAGAAGCUAGUGUGGGUUUGGUGCGCAGCCUGCAGGCCACACCUGCUUGGGCCUCCACCAUUAGUGAACACAUGUGCUCAGCCCUCAAUGCCUUACACACUUGGCUCGACGAAAUGCAACAGGAGCAACAGCAGAGACAACAGCAACAGCAGCAAUGUAGUGGAAGCUCCGAGGCAAAGAGUGGCGAGGGCAAAGUUGAAAGGGAAGAGGAUCUGGAAGGAUCCAGUAGUAGGGAUGUGAACAAACAAGAGGAACAGAAUGAGCCUGAAGUGGGUCAUAAAGAUGGCAAGAGAGCCUCUGAGGAUAAGAAAAAGGAAUCUACUAAGAAAAGCAAACAUGAGAAGAAAAGCAGCAAAGAUAGUGGAUACUUUGCCUGUUCAGUGGAUACAAGCAAGCUGGAGCUCAUCUGCCAACAGAUCUGGCCAUGUCUGGCUGUCAUGGGUGGUGUUGACCAUGGGCUGAGGAUAGGAGGCCGUUGUGUACACAAGAUCUCAGGAAAAAAGGGAAUUAUCCUGGGCCUGCCACGAGAGGCAGCUAUUACUGCCAAAGUGCAGUGGGAGGAAGGGGACAGCACAGUCAGUGACACUAUCCUUUCCAACUUGGAACCACUAGAGGCUCCGAGUUUUGAUGUGACCACGGUGGCUAGUUUCAAGGCCCAUCAUUUAGAUGCCCUGGUGCGACUGGCAUUUCUCAAGGAUUAUCGGGGUCGCUCAGACAGCAGCUCCUCUACCGUUCGCAGUCAGGAUGUGGAGAAACCUCAGCACUCCCAGGAGUCAGAAGAGGCAGCUGCAGCUCGGAUGAAAGAAAAGUCUGACCAACUGAUGAUGGAACUUGACAGAGAUAUCAUUGCGGCGAUGGUGGAGGAAGACUAUUACACUUUGAACCACAAUGCAGACAAGAAAACCACGGUGGAUGAGGUGAGCAGGCCAAGCUUGCGACACUCAGCCAUGGCUUCUGAGGCUCCAGCCGCCAUAAGCAGGGCUGGGGGAAUGCGUCGAGAGAUGCGAGCCAUGAGCGUGGAUUCAGCAGACAGUGUUCUGGAGACAGAGACUCCAUUGCUGGCUGCUCGUCUAGGCACUUCCAUCAGCAGCUCAGAGAUGAAUGUCAACUCUGAACUGGAUAAACUGGCUCAGUUAGGGAGCCAACCUUUGCUCUCAGGGCCUUCUACGUCCAAACCGGAAACUUUACCAAAUGACCGCUUGGAGCAAGAUGAGGCAAGUGCUCCUGGGACUAGUGGCAUGGACUUUUCGUCAGAGCUACUGAACAUGUCAGCUCUUCCAGAUACUUCUGAAGCAAAACCAGAGUCAGUGUCUGCAGAUAAUGAGCAUCAUCACAGGCUGCCUGCUCAUGGCCACCCUAUCAAUCUUCCCAUUUUUGAAACACCUGCUCCUACAUUGGAGGAAUUCAACAGGGAGAGAGAGAUCCACACUCUUCGCCUGGCAGCGCUCCAGUUUUCAGCUGUGAAAGCACUUUCGUCACUUGCGUCUUGUGAGAAAUUUGCAGAGCUUCUUUUAGUGCCUAGGUCCAGCCCUCGCGACUCCUCUGCAGACAAGCAGUUGUUUGAGAACUUGACCUUCCACAAAGAUGACGCCAUGAAGUCAGCCCUGAGACAAAUGAUGAGGCUGUUUGUGGCUCGUUCCACUUUCCCGUCUCCUUUCCGUCGUGCUGUACCCCUUGCUGAGUUGGAGCGGGCCUUCAACGUACUGCACAAUUCUAUCAUCCAUGCCCUUGCUGAGGAGAAACUUGGAAUCGCUCUUUUGGAAGACCGAGUGUCCAAACAUGCUGCCAGCAACAAGAGAGGUCCAGACAACCGAUCGGCUGAAGGUGCCAUGGGUAGGCCCAAGAAGUUACAGAUACCAGACUCUCAUCCUCUCAGUGGUCUGGGCAUGCUGCGGUCCAAUGACUCCAGUGAUUCAGUAUCGUCUGUUAGUGGGGCCACCCACCAAACUUCUAUUCUACAGUACAUGCGCACAAGCUCAAGUGCUGAAGACAUGCGAGGGUUCACGAGGCGCAUGUUUAAUGCACUGAAGCCUAGUGGAGCUCCAGUAAUCUGCACCUCCACACCCAUCCCUCCACGCAGACCUCAACCACCUAACCCAAUCAGAUCAAGGUCUCCUUCCCCACCCCCUCCCCCUAUAGUCACACCACUGCUGGAGAUGGGUUUUGGGCUUCGGCACAUCAAGCAAGCUCUCUCUGCAACGGGCGUGGCUGGUCUCGAGGUAUCCGCACGGUCCACCAAUGUGCUGGCCACCUGGAUGUUGGAGCAUCCGAUGGAGUUGGAGCACGAGACAGAUCCACCUUACCUUAGGAAUGAUCCUGAUGGGGGAAUACUGGACGCCAUAGCCCCUUUCAACUUGUUUGCUGACUCUGCUGGAGUUGAUUCUCUUGCAUCUGACAGAGAGAUGGCAAUCGAGGCUCUGUCUUUGCGUUUAGACGGCCUGAUGCUCAGCGAGGACUCUGAUGAAGAAAUAGAGGAGUUUGACGAGCUUCCGAGACCCAGUCUGUCUAGACGGCCCAGACGGUUGACUCGAGGGAGACAUGUAGACAUCCGCAGUUUUCUCACUGCUGCAGCUAGAGACAGACGUGGAAAUCGGCCAGAGCGUAGGCAAGAAGUGGGUGAGGCCCGGCCAAUGUUUGAGCUCUAUGACAACUUUGACCUGCAAGAGGACUUCUACUCAGAGGAUGGCCUAGACUUUGAUGAAAACCUUACCAGUGACCCAGCUCGGGAUGCUGCUAAGGUUAUGACUGCAAUUCGUCGGCGACUAGAGCAGAGCACAUCAGUGAAGUGUGAGAUUUGCAGCCUGGAGGUGCGAAACUUCAACCUGCAUAUGAAAACUGCUCACCCAGGUUGUGGGGCCAGCAGUCGUGGCUACGGUUAUCGCAGCUUGGGCUACUAUGACAGUGGUUGGUUUGAUGGUACCUGUGGCACCGGCAACCCGUUUUACUUGAUGUGCCAGGGCUGUAGAGAGAAGUACCUCCAGGUCAAUCAGGACCAGUUGUCAGCACACGCAAGUUCUUCAACGGGAGCGUCGUUUGAGAGAACCCCUCUAGGUCAUUCAGCCUCUGGAUUGGCUGCUCCAGAUCUGCUUGGUGCUGCUGAGAGCAAACAAGAUGAUGAAACCCCCAUUUUGCUGGAAGAAGAGCCUGUGGGGUCCAUGGACCACCAGAAGCUGUUGCCUCGUCUGGGUCUGACUGAACACAAACCUACACCAGACCCUGUGCGCUUCCCUGAAACAGAUCCACUGGGCUCCCGCGGCUUCAGCACCACCAGUGGUGAUGCCACGCCCAGUCCAUCUUCUAUACCUGCUUCUAUGUCAAGUCUGGGUAGUCGAUCCAACCCAGAUGUUUCUUCAUACUUAUCCAUCUCCAACAUGUACCUGAUGGGAGUGACUCAGGGAGCCAUGCCAAAGAGUGUCAAGUGUGAGGUGAAGCCGCGCAGCCUCGGGGAGCAAGCAUCCAACCUCAGCAAGAUGGGGGAGAAAGUAGUGGCUCUCCGCAGCUGUGUCAGUGCCGCUCAGACGUUGGUAGCCCGGGCUGUCAGUAUGCGGAUGCUCUCUUUUUUGGCUCGGAGUAGUCAAGCGUGCAGUUUGUCUGCUGCUUUGGAGCAGAUUGGCCUAGCAGAUAUCAUGCAGAUAGUGCGACUCAUGUCCCUGUGUGCUUCCGGCAAGAUGGAAUUGUCUGGCUGCAGCUCAAGAAGUGAUGAGUCCUCCUUGCAUCUAAAGCAUCUGACAGCUGCCAUUGGUGCUUUGAUAGAGGAGAACCCUGCUGCCCUGAAGCAAUUGAUACAGCUGUGUACUCAGGAGCUGAUGAUGGCUUCCAUGGGCAUGAGUGCAGGCGCUGCGGAGGAGCAUGGCAGCCAUCGCUCGCCCGCAGCAGCAGGUCGUGGCACAGACUCAGCUGCUUUUGCCGUGACUCAGGCUCUGGUGUCUCUUCUAGCCCAGAAAGGCUUUAACUACAGGCUACUCCAGGCGCAGCUCUCUGCAGAAAAAGUGUCAGCUCAGCACAAGUCCCCAGCCACAGACCUGAGCAAGUGCUCCCACCUACAGAUGAUUAACGCUUUGUCUGCUUGUGUCAUCUCUGCACGCAUGCCUCCUCACCACCGACAGUGGUCUGCCAAACAACUUGUCCGCGCUCUUUCAGUGUAUGGACACCAGAUGUCUUCUGGCUCUGACAACCAAGUAGACUUGGGAGGGGACAUGCCCACCUGCUCCAUUGUCAAGCUCGAGGGACACCAGAACAGGCUCAAUGGCUGCUGGUGGAGUGCACGCAAAGGGCUCCUGGCCUCAAGUGGCUACGAUGGGACUGUCCGUGUGUGGAGUCUUCCCAACAAAACUCACCAGUUCUUGCAACAGACCUGCAUCUUUAACCGCGGUAGUGAGACAAGUGUGGAGGAGCUGGACGGUAACCAGAUCAGUCACGUGUGUUGGAGCAGCACAGGAAAACUUUUAGCUGGCAGCAUGGGCAAUCUCGUCAAUGUGUGGAUGAUUGGAGGAGGUCGAGGUCACCUUAUAGAACAGAGCCAGUGGGUGACAGCCUUGGCCUGGCCUGGCAGUAAAGGCAUGUUUGAAGGCCGGAUCGGUGUGGUGGGAGAUACACUGCUUGUGGGUCGCCUGGAUGGCACCAUGGGCAUGGUGGACAUAAUUGACAGCUCCACUUACAGGUGCUUUGAGAUGGAGCACUGCCGUCGUCGCAAUGUGUCGGUGACCAGCAUUGUGUGGUAUGAGGAAGAUCACCGUUUUGCUGUGUCUUACAGUGAUGGAGUUAUCUCACUGUGCAGCCGAGAAGAUUUUGAGCAGCCUUUGAAUGUAGAUGCCCACAAGAGCUCCAUUUCGCUCCUGAGCUGGGACCCAACGGGCAAAUUACUGGCCAGUAGUGCCAUGGGGGAGACAGACCUUCGCGUGUGGAUCACAGCCGGGGAGGAGGGGCUCUCAGCUUGGGACUCGCUGCCACAUGCUGCUGCUGUCUCUGACUUCAGAUGGUGCAACAUGUGGGGCUUGGGCUCCGAGAAACGCCUCAUGCUAGCCAGUGGCUGUGAGAAUGGUGUUGUCUACCUAUGGACAGUUAUACAGCCAACUUCAAGCUCAUCCCCACUGAAGCCACAGUCUCUCCAUGAGUCCACGUCUCAUAAUGAAGAUGAGCCAGUGCCCAACGAAACUCAGAAGCCGAGUCAGUUGAAGAGAAAGCCAGAGAUGACUCUCUGUGGUCACAUAGCUCCUAUCUCUGCCUUAGCUUUCAGCCCUGAUGGCCUUAUGCUGGCAAGUGGCUGUUCCAAAGGCUGGCUCAACAUCUGGUCCAUACAGGACAAGUGUCUGCUGCAGACGUAUACAGGCAUGGGCAACGUGAGGACCCUUGAGUGGUUUGCCGAGCGUUGCAUGGCUGCAUCGUUCAGUCGCUGCAAGGAUGUUGUUAUCUUGAACUACUCCUCGGAGCUGUUCCACACCAACCGUGUGCUGGCCUUGGCUCGCAAGUCUCUCAAACAGCAGGGCAUCAUGGGGCUGAAUCAGGCCAAGUGCUUCCUCAGCCUGCUGCAGCGUCUGCCCGCCAUGUUGCAAGAACAGUAUCAACUUGAAAAGACCCAGGUGUCAUCUGGUGACCAACUGCAGCACAGCCAGUAUCUGCAGUGCCUCACGUCUAUGGCUGUCAGUCUUCAGUUGGACUCUGCUCUUUGUUUCUCCCCUGUCCCCUGGCACCAUCGCAAUUCCCAGGCUGGGAGUGAGCACAUAGUGAAAGAGUGGCAGUGGCUGCUGUCCUAUUCAUGUGCCAUCAAGUCCGCUGAUGCUCUGCUUCGUCGGCAACAACUACCUCCAACCUUCAGGCUUCUCAACAAAGAGAAGAUUGAGGAGUCUGUACAAAGAAUUGUCUAUGACAACAAAAAGUGGGAUCUCACAAUGGAUGGCCAAAUCAUGUCAUGGGCCACACAGCAACCAGAGGACUGGCAGAGUGGAGGAAGGUGCGAAUCAUUUAUGUGGGGCAGUGGCCGUCAUGGUCAGAUCUGUGAAGGUGGCCGAGUAGCUUUGCUGCCUGUCAAAGUGUCAUCCCUAUCCAAUGCUCAACAGAUCAUAUGUGGUCAGAACUGCACAUUCAUUGUCAUGCCCAAUGGGACUCUCAUGUCCUGUGGAGAAGGCAGCUAUGGGCGAUUGGGACAGGGCAACUCUGAUGACAUCCACACUCCCACUGCUAUAUCAGGCCUGCAAGGGUUUGUGGUGAUCCAAGUGUCGACGUCCGCCGGCUCUGACGGCCACAGCCUAGCUCUGACUGAGAGCGGAGAGGUGUUCAGCUGGGGAGAUGGGGAUUAUGGCAAGCUGGGUCACAACAACAGCGAGCGACACAAGCGGCCUAAACAAAUUGAGGCCCUGGUGGGGGAGGAAGUCACACAGGUAUCUUGUGGAUUCAAGCACAGCGCUGUAGUCACAUCUGAUGGGAAGCUGUUUACAUUUGGCAAUGGUGACUAUGGAAGACUGGGACAUGGCUCCACAGCCAACAAAAAGGUUCCAGAGAGAGUCAUGGCUUUGGAGUCCUUCCAAGUUGGGAUGGUGGCUUGUGGCUUGAACCAUACCCUGUGUAUGUCAGCUGAUGGCGGUAUUGUCUGGGCCUUUGGGGAUGGUGACUACGGGAAGCUGGGACUAGGCAACAGCUCUCCCAAGUCUGUGCCCACGAAGAUUGAUUUGCUGAAAGAUUUCAUCAUAAAAAAGAUAGCCUGUGGGACACAGUUUUCUGUUGCCCUGACAUCUGAUGGCCGUGUUUAUACGUGGGGCCAAGACCGCAUGAUUGGUCAAGGUGAGACUCUAGCAGUAAGUCACUGGCGGCCCGAACAGGUGAUGCCUCUGGCGGGGCAUUUCAUCGAGGACAUUGCGGCCGGGGCAGAACACUGCUUGGCUUUGGCCGUGACCGGCGAGGUUUGGGGCUGGGGCAUCAACACAGAUGGCCAGCUGGGCUUGGGACACACAAACUCACCCAUCAAGGAUCCAACUCUCAUUCCAAAUCUCACCAAAAUGAAUAUCAAACAGAUAUCGGCGGGAAGGAGUCAUUGUGCUGCCUGGUCUUUCCCGCUCCCUCCCAAGAGAAUGCCUGGGGUGCCGGCCCCACUGCAGCUGGGUGUGCCCGAGUGUAUUCCCCCUCAGUACACAAGCCUGCAUACAAUGCCACUGGAUGCUGUUCGUGGCCGUUUGAUUCUUUUACACCAUUUCAGUGACCUGGUCUACUCUUCCUGGAGGCUGCUUCAUCUGGUACCCAAAUGUGAUUCUGGUUCCAACGAGUCUGAGGUUCCAGGAAUUUGUGAUGGCCCACUGCGCCCGCUUCUGUCUCCCCGAGUCUACACCCUGCCCAUGGUACGGGCCAUCAGCAAGACCAUGAUACAGAGCAAGAACUGUGGGCCCCAGAUUACUGUCAAACGCCUCUCUACCAGAGGCAAGAAAUGCCGUCCAGUGUACAACCAGAUUGCACAACAAGUGGUGGCUCUGAAGCCUGAAGACCUUAGGCUGCCAGCACGUGCCUGGAAGGUCAAGCUCAUUGGGGAAGGGGCUGAUGAUGCAGGAGGAGUGUUUGAUGACACCAUCACAGAAAUGUGCCAGGAACUUGAGUCUGGAGUUGUUCCUCUUCUUAUACCAACUCCAAAUGCAAAGAAUGAGUCUGGAAACAACAGAGACAGGUACCUUCUGAAUCCAUCAUUGUCUGCCGAAGAUCAUCCUGCCCUCUUCAAGUUUCUGGGUAUUCUGUUUGGUGUGGCUGUACGCACCAAGAAGCCCUUAGAUCUCCAUCUAGCUCCAUGUAUUUGGAAACUCAUUGCCGGUAUGCCUCUCAAGGUGGACGAUCUGGAAGAGGUUGACCAUUUGUACAUCCAGAGUCUAAGAGGAAUAAUAGAUAUUCAUGAGAGUGGCAUAAAUGAAACAAACUUUCAUGAGUUCAUUCCCAUCGACACAUUUGAGGGUCAGAGUUCUAGUGGCCACAUGGUACCAGUAGUGGCUGGUGGGCAGAGCCUGGCUGUUCAUUUCCACAACCGAGUGGAGUACGUGGACUCUGUCUUCCACCAUCGCCUGCAUGAGUGGGACAAACAGGUUGCCCUGAUUCGUGAGGGCAUGUCGGGCAUUAUCCCUGUGCCUCUUCUUACACUCCUCACUGCCCAAGCUUUGGAGCGACUGGUCUGUGGGACUGAUGAGGUCAACAUUGAUGUUCUACAGAAGGUUGUCAGAUACCGUGGCAUUGAUGAGAAUCAUGUGCUUGUCAGAUGGUUUUGGUCAGUGUUAGAGUCCUUCACAAAUGAGGAACGUAUACAGUUUUUGAGGUUCAUCUCAGGAAGGACUAGGCUGCCUAGUAACCCUGCAGAUAUUACCCAGCGCUUUCAGAUUAUGACAUCAGAUCGGGGCAGAGACAGUCUCCCGACCUCCCAGACAUGUUUUUUCCAACUCCGCCUUCCGGCGUACAGCAGUCAGUCGGCCAUGGCCAGCAAGCUGCGCUAUGCCAUCAACCACUGUCGCUCCAUUGAUAUGGACAACUACAUGCUAGUGCGUAACACUGAGGCUAGCCAGGACUCUGAUGAUGAAAUUGUGUAGGAAGAUCAAGUCCUUUCCUGAAACAGGAAUGACUAAAUAACUGCUUUGCAAACGUGCAUUUGGUCUCAAUCUGAGCCAUGUGUUUCAGUGGCACCAUUCAGGCAGAUGUUCCUAGAUUUUCAAAAAGUCUGUUUGUACCAAGGGUGGUGAAAUAUAUUCAAGUUUGUUCCAUGAUAGUUCAGCACAUGAUUCUAAAUUUGGCUUUUUGCUUUUUUGUAGAAUUGAUAAAUAUAACAAAUUUAAUAGAUUUACGCUUUUCAAAAAAGAAUUUCUGCUAGCUUGAAAGUUGUUGCAUAUCAGUCACUUCUGUGUCGCUUGGCAGUUCUUUUAAGUUCCUGUCCUGGUCCUUCUUUUCAAUCAAUAUGUACAUUUAUAUGUUUUCUGUGAAAACAGUAGUGAGAGUCUCAAAUUAUUUUUAUCUUUUUAAGUUGAUAUCAGUAGCUGUAUAGUUCAACGCUGCAAUGGGGACGCUGGACGAACAAAUAGAAGACUCAUCACUGACGUGUGCUCAGUUGGUGGUGUGAUUAAACGAGUGCAAUGUUUUGUAACUUACUAUCUCUUCUCGGUGUCAACACUCACCCAAUCUGCCUGUAGAUACCUUGCUGUGGUCAUUGUCAUUUGUAAACAGAGAUGUGGCCACAUCUUUAUUUUAUUUGUUUCUUGUUAAGUUAAUUUUAAAAAGCCACUGCUGGAUGUACUUCUCUUUGUUGCGUUAUAAAACAUGACUGUCUAUUUUGUCUCCUUUUUUAAGAAUGAUACGAAUAUCUAUAUUUUGAUCACUAUCUUAUCAGUUCAUACAUACUUGCCACUAGACUCAUGCUCACUUUUGCUUAGUGUUGGCCUUUCCCUUCCCCUUCCUGUGCAGUGGGCAACUUUAGGUAUUGUUUUUCUGAAAGGGGGAGGGUUUUGCUCAUUUCUGCUUCCUUGGUAAUUGAGAUCAAUGCCUCAAUGCCUAGUCUUCUUGGAUAAGUAUAUAUGAAAACUUGUCCUGUUUAUAUGUUGCUCUUGACCAAAAACAACUUUGCUGGUUGAGAGUCAAAGAAAAGAAAAGAGUUGGUGAGUUAAGGCUACUGCCUGAUAAUUUCUGUCUUUAAGACUAAAGAGAUUUCAGUGUGAAUCAUGUUUGAUAUGUUUGAAAAAUAACAUGUUUAUUUGAAAGGCAAGGGACACUGUGAAAGUAAAACAAUGAUAUGCAUAAAUAUGUGUUAAAUUUUGAAUUGAAAUCUCUACGGUCGACUGCCCAUGGGAUUUGUCUGGGUAUUGAAGAAGAAAUCUGGUAGUUCUGACCUGAACAGUGAUUUACUCCUGCAAUAGCUCUGUUAUAGCGACACCAGUGAUGGACAUAUGAUAUUUUAACUUCAUCAUUAAUAAACGAAGACUGGGCCUUUCAUCAGAAUUAGCUUAUCUUAUAUAUUUUUGUUUUCAUGUUGACCUUCAAAGUCUAGGAAAAUAAACAGUAUUUUAUUGUUUCAGCAUCGAUGUCUUAUCGAGUGCCAAUUAGAUGACUGUAUUUUAUGCGGUUUCACAUGGUGCUCAGUAAGCAAUUAGCGCUAGAAAAGAUAUUCUAUAGUCUGUACCAUGUGUGCCUGGCUGUAUGUAUAUCUGCAUGUAUAUAUGUAGACAAUAUGACCCAUGUUUUAUUUUUGCUUCCAAUGAUGUGUUGAAUUCAAUUCAAUAUAACUUAUUCAUUGAGAACUGAGCAGUUGAAUGGGAAUGCCAUAUUCCUUGGCUGGGCAAUGCCCUGGCUUAUCAUUGUGUUAUUUUGAUUUUUAUUUACAACAGUAUACACUUGCUUGUGAUAAUUUAGAUGUGAAAGAAUGAAGGUUGUGUGUGGAGCUGUCUGAGCCUUCGUAAAUGAGUAAGACGCCAAAAAAAAGCAAGAGGGUUGUUUUGUAUUUCCUUUCUCUUGAGGUGUUGUUUCUUUCCCGUCCUUAUGUUGUUCCUAUUUAUAAACAUAGACAUUAAUUUGGGUAUGAGAAUGGGUUAAACUUAUCAUUGAUAAAAGGUGCCAAAUGUCCUGCAUUUUGAUCCUCAUGAAAUGCAAGUUGACAACAUUUGUUUUCUGCACUUUUUUCUUUUUUUUGGUUCUCAUCUGUUGUCCUGUCCAGCAACCAAAGGCUUUACCAGGGGACUAUCCACAUCUGUCUUAGGCUCAGCUAAAUUUUGUUUUCAACAUCCUGCUUUUCUUGUCCCGUAUCUGUUUUUCAAUCUGAUGGUAACCAUGGCGUAGUGGGAGGAAUGUUUUGUGUCUGCAAGGCAGGACAGAGUAAAUAACAUGUUUCUGCAAUUAACAUUUUCUUAAACAAAGCUGAAGAGUAAAAUGCUCAAAACUCAAUUUUGAAUGAAAGAUUUCUGAUUUUUAUAAUACCAUGUAGUAAUCCUGAACACUUUGCCAUCACAAGGCUCAUAUAGUAAAAACUCUUGUCAUCAAAGGCAGAGGCAUUUUUGGGAAAAUCCAAAGAAACUGGGUGGUAAACAACACCGAUAUGCGAGAUGAGGCGUCAAAGUGUUUAACGAACUUAAUUUCUCAUCAUUUGUUAUGCUUGUGGCUUUCAUCUUUAACAGUUUCUCCAACACUGAUGCUUUUCUCUCAGAGACCAACUGCAUGUAUUUCUUUUUUUUUUUUCCCCCCACUGCUACACCACUACAUUUUUGUAUGAAGCAAUCACAGAACUUUCUUGAGCUGUUUAGCUCACUUCUCUCAACAUUUUUUCAUAAUAGUUGUGCCUGUGUCUUGCACUUUUCACUCAGUACAUUUGUGAUCCUUUGUCUGAACUGAGUACAGUUUCCUUUGACAUAGAAUCUAAUGAGCAACAAACUUUGGUUGCCUCAUGGAGGUUCCAAGUGUGAACCAAAGUGGGGUGUGAAUUAGUUUUUCUUCCCUUCCUGAAACAUUUCUUUUCGAUCUGAAAGGAUCUACUUAUUUGUAAUGUCAGCAAGGUUGGGUUUUUACUGUCAUUCUCAGCUGUCUCUUCUCCUCAUGGUGAACAUCAGGUCAAAUAUCUCUCUCCUUUCACCUCAACGUUCUCUCACUAUUGUCAUGUGCUUGCUAAGUCCACUGAGGGCCAGAUGGUCUUAUUGCUUUCACAUGUUUGUCUUACUUUCUCUCUAUGAGUUUAUUGUCUGCCGGUGACCGUGAAUCUGUUGUUAUAUUACGGGUCAGUUCGAGCUGACUUUGACUUCAACGAAAAGCGUGGAAAACUGUCACUGUUUUCUUCUUUAUUUCUGCUCUUUGUACUGUCUGGGAUGGAAGUCAGGGAGGAUAAGGUUUGCCCUUGACCCUGCACACUCUGGUCUAAGGAAAUUGCCUGUUUUAUGAACUGCUUUGAAAGAGUCUUAACCGCUUAUGUUUAUCUAGCUUUGAAUUUUGGAACCCUGUGUGUGUGUGAUACUCAUUGCAGUUGGAAUAAAAUUUGUGUCUUGUGCUUUC
This is a messenger RNA of Aplysia californica (California sea hare), 18681 nucleotides long. RefSeq names its product probable E3 ubiquitin-protein ligase HERC1. Gene Ontology annotation, molecular function: protein binding; ubiquitin-protein transferase activity. The record is from RefSeq and is a predicted model, not a curated record. NCBI's taxonomy places the organism in Eukaryota, Metazoa, Mollusca, Gastropoda, Aplysiida, Aplysiidae. The coding region runs from base 300 to 15251 and encodes 4983 amino acids. The transcript has 86 exons.